AAUUUUUAAACGUCAUUUGACAUUUGACAAGUGUAGAUGUAGUGUAGUCGGUCUCGGUUUUUGGUACUGCAGAGAAGUUACCAAUAUUGAUUUUCAGCUGAUUAAUAAUGGAACCGAAUCCUGUAAUUAUUUCUGCUACAGCAAGACAGACAGCAUCGCUUAUAUUUUUACACGGUCUCGGAGAUACUGGUCAUGGGUGGGCUAGUACUAUCGCGGCUAUCAGAGGGCCCCAUGUUAAGGUGAUUUGUCCUACGGCGUCGACAAUGCCGGUGACGCUUAAUGCAGGCUUUCGUAUGCCUUCUUGGUUUGAUUUACGAACAUUAGAUGCUACAGCGCCCGAGGACGAGGAGGGAAUUGUGAGAGCAACAACCCUUGUUCAUGGACUGAUUGCUGAUGAAGUGAAAUCUGGAAUUCCUCCAAAUCGAGUUUUGUUAGGAGGAUUCUCCCAGGGAGGGGCACUCGCACUGCAUGCUGCUCUAACAUACCAAGAACCUUUAGCUGGUGUGAUGUCACUAUCCUGCUGGCUGCCACGACAUUCCCAUUUUCCUGAUGCUGUGAAGGCUCCAAAAGAAUUACCUAUAUUCCAAGCUCAUGGUGACUGCGACCCGGUAGUGCCGUUCAAGUGGGGGCAAAUGACGGCAUCGUUUUUAAAGACAUUCAUGAAAAACAUUGAGUUUACGUCAUACCAAGGAUUGACGCACAGUUCUUCAGAGGCGGAACUAAAAGACAUGAAAGCAUUUAUAGAGAGAACUUUACCCGCUGUUAAAUAAAAUAUCUUCAAGUACUUAUAGAUUAUAUUUUUAUUUGUUUCAUUAAGUAAUGCAUCCGUAAAGUCGUUGAGGUAAAUAGUGAAAUUCUUAUUUUUUUAUCCCAUUUUUCUAAUUUAUUUUUAUUUACCAAAUACUGUGUUUAAGGAGUACCUAUGAAAUAAAGUAUAUUAAUCGUA
This is a messenger RNA of Bicyclus anynana (squinting bush brown), 946 nucleotides long. It is a transcript of the gene Apt1, whose product is annotated as acyl-protein thioesterase 1. Gene Ontology annotation, cellular component: cytoplasm. Gene Ontology annotation, biological process: protein depalmitoylation. The coding region runs from base 108 to 770 and encodes 220 amino acids. Gene Ontology annotation, molecular function: palmitoyl-(protein) hydrolase activity; carboxylic ester hydrolase activity. Lineage: Eukaryota; Metazoa; Arthropoda; Insecta; Lepidoptera; Nymphalidae. The record is from RefSeq and is a predicted model, not a curated record. The transcript is spliced from 5 exons.